Molecule: messenger RNA, 1734 nt
Organism: Cylindrotheca closterium
Lineage: Eukaryota; Bacillariophyta; Bacillariophyceae; Bacillariales; Bacillariaceae
Source: the annotation of a GenBank genome assembly
AUGUCUGACGAAAAGCAAACCACUGAUGCUCCUAGCCGCAAAGACCGCCCAACAGGUUCCAUGCACGUUGGAGACGCUGAUUUUGAUGUCAACGAUCCAGCCUACGAGAUGGACGCCACUUGGGGAGAAGUCUGCACAGCUUGCUGCGUCAAGACCCCAGCCGAGUGGGGCAUGGCCUUUAUGGGACUCGUUGGAGUUCUUUUCUUCCUUUACUUCUUCCUUCUUGGAUUGGACCUUCUUGGAAACGGUGCUAAGGUUAUGGGAGGAUGUGCCGCCGGUGCUCUUUUCGGUGAUGACAUGAACCCCAUCGCCGGACUGAUGGUUGGUAUUGUUGCCACUGUCCUUCUUCAAUCGUCUUCCACCACCACUUCCAUUGUUGUUUCCCUUGUCGGAGCCGACGCCGUUACUGUCAAGCAAGGAAUCUUUAUGAUUAUGGGUGCCAACAUUGGUACUUCUGUCACCAACACCAUCGUCGCCAUGGGACAUUUGGGAGAUGGAGACCAACUCGAACGUGCUUUCGCUGGAGCCACCGUCCACGAUAUGUUCAACUUCCUUUCUGUGGCUAUCUUGCUUCCUGUUGAGGCAGCUACCGGAUACCUCUUCCAUCUCACCAAGGCCUGCGUCAAGAAUUUCCAGGCCCAAGAUGGAGAAAAGUGGGAGGGGCCAGUCAAGAAGCUUGUUUCUCCUCUUGCCAGUCGCAUCAUCAUUGUCAACAAGAAGGUUGCCAGCCAAAUCGCCGCUGGAGAGGCUACUUGCCGCACCUACUACCCCAACAACGGCACUCUAGCUUGCGACGACUACAAUGAUCCUCUUACUUGCAGUUCCGGACUUCUUUCCUGUGACAAGAAGGCCGACACUCCAUUCUGUCCUGCUUUCUUCGACCCCGAAGCCACCGAAAACGUUGACCGUACCUCUGGAGUCUGCGCCUUCAUCAUUGGUUUGAUCCUUCUUUUCAUCUGCCUCUUUGCAUUGGUCAAGAUCUUGCAACGAUUGAUGAUGGGGGCUUCUACCCGUGUUCUCUACAAGGCCACCAACAUUAAUGGAUACCUCGCCAUUCUCAUUGGAGCCGGUAUCACCAUUUUGGUCCAAUCUUCUUCCAUUACCACUUCCGUCUUGACUCCCUUGGUCGGUGUCGGUGCCCUUCGUCUGGAACAGAUGCUUCCUUUGACUCUCGGAGCCAACAUUGGUACCACCGUCACUGGUCUUUUGGCUGCCCUUCUUGGCAACAAGAACGGUAUGCAAGUCGCUCUUGCCCACUUGUUCUUCAACAUUACCGGUAUCGCCAUCUGGUACCCAGUUCCAUUCAUGCGCAACAUUCCAUUGAACGCGGCCCGAGCUCUUGGACGCUCCACCCGUCUCUUCCGUGGAUUCCCAAUCAUCUACAUUGCUGUUGCAUUCAUUGCCAUGCCUUUGAUCUUUUUGGGUAUCUCUUACCUCUUCUCUGACGGAAACUCUGGACUUACCGCUCUUGGUUCCAUCAUUGUUGUCGUCUUGGCCGUGGUCCUUAUGUACACUGGAUACUUUUGCAAGUACCAAGGUGGAUCCGAGAAGUGCACUCAGUGCUUGGUUUCCCGCGAAAAGCGCAACAACGCCGUCAACGAUCUUCCCGAUGACAUGGAAUGGUUGAAGGCCAAGGUCCGUGAACUUUCCGAGCACACUGGACUUCCCGUGGAGGCGGAGGGCACACCAGCCAAGGACGAGGGAUCCAACACCAAGACCGACGAAGAAGCCUAA